This is a messenger RNA of Paramecium pentaurelia, 1071 nucleotides long. NCBI's taxonomy places the organism in Eukaryota, Ciliophora, Oligohymenophorea, Peniculida, Parameciidae. The record is from the annotation of a GenBank genome assembly.
AUGCUUUAAGGAUAGCAUUAACAUUCUGAUUUCAUAGCUGUUAUACUUGUUUAUGGAAUUAUUUUCAGUGAAUAUUAUGCUUUUGUAUUUAUCUUCCUACCUGCAUUCCUUAAUAAAGUAAUUUGUUUUUCCUUAAAAUUAGCAUGGUCAUGUUUCUUAUUUGAUUGGAAUAGAAUUUACAAUAAUUUUCAUUUUCUUAAAUUUCUCUUACAUUAUGAUUUAAUAUGUCAAACCAGGAUAUCCUCCAAAAGAUUUAGUAUUUAUUUUUCAAAAGAAAUAGGCUAAACAUUAUCAUGAAAGAACAUUGGAAGAUAUCAAAUAAAGAACAAAAAAAAUGACUGAAAAAAUUAAUAAACAUAGAUAAAGAAGAAUGUAAAACCAUAUUGAAUUUCAUGUUGAGAAUGAUGAUGAAAUUGUAAUAAAAUAAUUUUAUAAUAUGGUUCCAGCGAUAUUAUUUAAGUAUUAUAAUUAGUUUCAUACUGCUUUAAAUGUGAGAAUAUAAAAUUACCAAGAACACAUCAUUGUAAAGAAUGCAAUAAAUGCGUAUUAAGAAUGGUAAAUAAAUUUAUAAUAAUUAGGAUCAUCAUUGUCCUUGGGUGAACAAUUGUGUUGGCUUGAAAAACCAUAGGUAUUUUUGUCAAUUCAAUUUCUAUGCUAUUUUGUGCAUGAUCCAAUGCACUUUAUUUAUUUCUUAUGAUUUAUUUGUAAAUGAUAAGUUUGUAAUACAAGUAUAAUUUAUUUAAACUAUUUUCUAGGAUCUCACAUAAAAUUAGCAAUUUAUUUUAACUAUAUGCAAUGUUUCUUGCUUUGCUUUAGUACUAGUAAUGGGAUUUCUCUUGGGAUUUCAUUUAUAUCAUAUUGCUUAAAACAUUACCACUAUUGAAUACCACAUUAAUGAAAUAAAAGCAAAUGUAUAUAACACAUAGAAAAUACACUUAGAACCCUUUCAAAAAACCUAGAAUUAUUGAUAACUAUAAAGAGGUCUUUGGUCCUGAUAUUAAGUACUGGUUCCUUCCAAUGAGAAAUGCAGAAAAAAGUGCAUUCCCUAGAACAGACCUUUUUGAAGUUUGA